Morchella importuna is the source of this 1551-nucleotide messenger RNA. RefSeq lists its product as uncharacterized. The transcript is spliced from 4 exons. The record is from RefSeq and is a predicted model, not a curated record. Gene Ontology annotation, biological process: polyamine biosynthetic process. NCBI's taxonomy places the organism in Eukaryota, Fungi, Ascomycota, Pezizomycetes, Pezizales, Morchellaceae. The coding region runs from base 1 to 1551 and encodes 516 amino acids.
AUGACUUCGCACUCUUCUGAGAAAAGUAAACGUGCAAUGUCGAAGCGCAUACAGGUCGCAAAGCAGCCGAAACCUUUCCUUGGAGGUUUUGACACUAUCCUGAGGCUUCCCGGCUUUAUAUCGGUGGUCAAGGCCCUAACACUCAUCGCGACCGCGUCUGUGGUCUCGUUCGCGUCUCAGUUAGCUCUGGCACCUGUCUACGGUGACAUCCCGUCAUCCCUGUAUCACUCAAAGAUCUCGACGGCUGUCUUUGUUGCUGCAUGGUCCGCAAAGUACAGUCCGGUUAGGUUGCCGGGUAGUCUCAAGAACUUUCUACCAAUCAUUGCCCUGUACACACCUGCUAUACAGAGAUAUCUUUUCCGCUAUUCAGACAGCUGGGGUCCUAAGAGUGGCCCUAUUUAUACAGAGGGAACUACAUAUUAUCCCAUUCUUUUCCUGACGGUUCUACACUCGGCGCUUCUGCUGGAUCUUCGGAAUGUCAUCUUCGACUCUGUGUUGGGUGUACUCUCUUUGAGCUUUUUCUUGGGCGCGGAGUCCUACGUUCCCAGUCUUUUGAGAAACCACAUUGGAUCAUCAUGGAUCCUUACCAGAUGUGGUCUGCCACAAUUGUUUGGGGCGCUUUAUGCUCUGCUGUCGCCUUCACUUUUACUUCUCACGGCUAUUCCAGCCUUGUAUCAUACGGCGACAGUCAAUACAAUGUGUGUCACUACUCCUGCUCUUAACGAAACACUUGCUCUUUCAAACUAUACCAUGUUGGCUCGUCAGGAGUCAAACACUGGAUAUGUUUCUAUCCUUGAAAGUAAAACUGAAGGCUAUCGGAUUAUGCGGUGCGACCACUCUCUAUUGGGGGGUGAAUGGCAGAGAGCUCCUAAGGGGUUUGAACACCUUGACCUGGGAUAUAAAGAGCCAGUUUAUGCUAUUUUUGUGACUAUGGAGGCCGUAAGGCUUGUUGACCCACCACCCAAGAACCCCAAGCCAAGGGCAUUGGCUAUCGGAUUGGGGAUUGGUACUGCAGUAAACGGCCUGCUUUCACACGGGGUAGAGACAGACAUCGUUGAGCUGGAUCCAGUUGUCUACAAAUUCGCCAAAGAAUUUUUCGAAUUGAAACUGAACCACACAGCAUAUAUUGAAGAUGCAAUUGGCUUUGUUAAGAGAGAAGCAGCCGUGGAGAAAAACCGAAAGCAGUAUGAGUUCAUCUUGCAUGAUGUAUUCACUGGCGGUGCUGUUCCUGCCAGCCUUUUCACCAGCGAAUUCUUUAGUGAUCUACGGACCCUUCUCACAGAAGAUGGCGUCAUUGCGAUUAACUGGGCUGGUGACCUGAAACUGCAGGCCGCAAAGUCAAUCAUAAUGACAGUCAUGUCGACUUUUAACAAUUGCAGGGUUUUUAGAGAGGAUAUGCCUGAAAAAGAUGUCGAAACAGCUGCUGUUGACUUUACAAACAUGGUUAUCUUCUGUACCAGGUCGGAGAAACCCUACACUUUCCCGUGCCCCAACCAGGACCGACUUCCUAGGGUCAUAUGCGAGGGAGCAGUUUCUCUUUCCCAAAUAUGA